CCCGCCCCUCCCACCGUCAACAACUGGAUUCCAGCUAUUUGUAUUUUCGUCAACUAGCCUGCUAACGAUGAUUCAUUGCGAUCGUAAAGAAACGACUUAACCAUCUUUAAAUGGAUAUUUAUUCGUGUUUGUUCGUUUAAAACACACUCCAUCGAUAGCUUGUGCCGAUGUGCAGCAAAUGCAAGCCAAAGGAUCUCGGAGAGCGGAGAGUUCGCACUGCAUACCGUCCUUUAGCCGCCUCUGAAAACCAGCUAACACAGCUAACACCUUACGUUAGCUGGCUGGCUGACAGCUGGUCCGGUUAGCUACGUGCCGUAGACAGCAGCGUAGCAAAGAUUUACUCCCUGGAACAAUGUGUUGUCUCUGACAUUGAGAGGACUGAGGCCCAGUUGGUUGUCACAUUGGAGUAACCAGAACCCUUAACCAGCAAGGUGGGUCUCUACUGCGGUGACAUCGAGGUAAAGUGGGAGAUCCGUGAUCCAACCUGCUGAUGCACCCCUAGUUUUGACCUGCAAGAGCUGCCAAUAUGAUGCCGAUGAUACUGACGGUGUACCUCAGCGACGGGGAGCAGGCUUUGACUGAGGUGCCCAUCACCCCUGAGACGACGUGCCGAGACGUUGUCGAGUUCUGCAAAGAGCCGGGUGAGAGUGGCUGCCACCUGGCCGAGGUGUGGAGAGGCAACGAGCGAGCAAUCCCCUUCGAACACAUGAUGUACGAACAUCUGCAGAAAUGGGGGCCUCGGAAACAAGAAGUUAAGUUCUUCCUCCGGCAUGAAGACUCGCCAACUGAGAGCAGCGAUCAGGGGAGUCAGCAGUCUCAGGAUCAGACGAGUCGCAGAAGUGGGAACACUGGAGAGAAGCACAAUGAGAACGGGGUGGGGAAUCAGCGUGUGGAGCUCACACUGUCAGAGCUGCAGGAGAUGGCGACCCGGCAGCAGCAGCAGAUUGAGGCACAGCAACAGAUGCUCGUUGCAAAGGAGCAACGUCUGCGUUACCUGAAGCAGCAGGAGCGGCGUCAGCAGCAAACCGUCUCAGAGAGCGAGAAGCUGCAGAGGCUGAAGGACCGCGUGGAGAGCCAGGAGGCAAAGCUCAAGAAGAUUCGGGCAAUGAGAGGACAGGUGGACUACAGCAAGGUCAUCAAUGGAAACCUGUCGGCAGAGAUCGAGCAAGUUAGCAGCCUGUUCCAAGAGAAGCAGUCUGAGUUACAGAGUGCAGUGCUGAGGGUGGAGCAGCUCAGCCUGCAGCUGGAGGACCUGCGGAGGGGGAAGCUCAACGGCAUACAGUCCACCCUGGGUGGCCAAGUAACGGGUGCUGCAGCCCUGGAGCUCCGCAAACUCUAUCAGGAGCUUCAGAUCCGGAACAAGUUAAACCAGGAUCAGAACAGCAAGCUUCAGCAACAGAAAGAGCUUCUAAAUAAACGCAACAUGGAAGUAACACUGAUGGACAAGCGCAUCAGUGAGCUCCGGGAACGCCUCUACAAGAAAAAAGCUGAGGCACGUCAAAAAGAGAACCUUCCUCUGAACAGAGCCAACGGGCCUCCGUCUCCCCAGCCUGCUCCUGGCACUCUGGGCCGCGUCGCUGCAGUCGGGCCAUACAUCCAAGUCCCAGUAGGGGGCCGACAGGAGGGAGGGUACACCCUGCCACCUGAUCCACUUAAGCCUCAGACUCUGGGAGUUAAUAACCAAGCCAACCAUGGCCGCACCAAAUCAGACGGUGUGCGAAAGCCCUCCGGCCCUUGGAAGGUGUCUGAUUUAGACAUCGUUGUGGACCCGGUACCCCCAUCCCUUCCAGAAUCGCACCCGGGCACUGGAGCCUCCACUGGCUCUGACGGCACGUCCCCUGAUACUGGCUGGCCGACUGCAGGAAAGACGAGCACAUCUUUAAAGCCUCCUGAGAGACGAGACUCAGGGACUGAUACCCAGGGCAAGAGCCCUCCCUCAGGCUCCCCCAUUGCUCUAAGUGCAGAAAAGGUGCUAGACCCGAAAAUGGUCGUGUCCUCUCCUGCCAUUUCCAAACCACAGCCGCCCCCCUACGGCUCCCACCUCAUCACUGCAAACUCGGCCAGCUCCUUGGAGCGCCGUAAGGAUGCACCACCUCUUCCACGUCCACUCCCGCCAGCUCCUGCUUGGCCUCGCAUCCCCCCCUCAACGGGCUCGUCUUCUCAGCAGAUCCAGCAGCGAAUCUCGGUGCCGCCCAGCCCCACCUUCCAGCCUAACGCACCUCUUUUCCCCCCCGGACUGAGCGAGCGGCUGGAUCCCCCGCCAGCUGUGGCAGUACGUCCCUUCAUCCCAGACAGAGGAUCACGGCCUCAGUCGCCCCGAAAGGGCCCGCCGACCAUGAACUCCAGCUCCAUCUAUCACAUGUAUCUCCAGCAGGCGGCGCCAAAGAGCCAGCCACUCAAGCCUGCUCUGAAAGCCGUAUAUGGGAAGCCAGUUCUCCCGCCCAGCUCCACACCCCCCUCGCCUCUGCCUUUCGCCCAGGCAGGAGGCGCCUUCCCCCUGCUCCAAGGCCAUCCCAGCGGUGAGGACACUUUGGACGGAGAGUUUGACGAUCAUGACUUCUUCCAGCACCCAGAACCCUUAGCUCCUCCUCCCAGCGUGGAGAACAUCCCGCGACCGCUCAGCCCUACCAAGCUAACGCCCAUGGUACACUCCCCACUGCGCUACCAAAGUGACGCUGACCUCGAGGUGCUCCGCAAAAAGCUAGCCAACGCUCCCAGACCGCUCAAGAAGCGCAGCUCCAUCACAGAGCCAGAGGGCCCCAGCGGACCCAACAUCCAGAAACUUCUGUACCAGAGAUUUAAUACGCUCGCAGGAGGCAUAGAAGGAAACGGAGUCAGUGGGUCAGCAGGUGGUAACGGUGCAGGUAAUGGAACGCCUUUUUAUCAACCGAGUCAUCCUCCUGGUUAUGUGGGCGGAGACUCUGUGGCUGACACAGACAACGGCAACCUCCCCUCUGAGAUGCAACUACCGCCGCCGCCAGGGGAAGAGGAGCUGGGCUCUGAUGAUCAGACUCCUUCAAUCGAUGCAAAUGACAACGAGCCGCCGCCCUCGCCACACGAAGGGCUGGGGGAUGCGGACGAAGAAGAGGCACCAGAGGACGACAACAACAACAACAUGGGGAGCUCUGAAGCGUUGCUGCCCAGCCCUGUGCUGGAGGUCACGACUCCAGAAGAGAGCGGCAUGGCGGGCUCACAGCACCUGGAGAAACGCACAAACCUAAAGAAACCAAACUCUGAGCGCACCGGCCACGGCUUCAGGGUGAAAUUCAACCCUCUGGCCCUUCUACUUGAUGCCUCUUUAGAGGGAGAGUUUGACCUCGUCCAGAGGAUCAUCUAUGAGGUGGAGAAUCCCAGCACCCCUAAUGACGAGGGUAUUACACCCCUGCACAACGCAGUGUGUGCAGGACAUCACCAUAUAGUCAAGUUCCUGCUGGACUUUGGUGUGAACGUCAACGCUGCAGACAGUGACGGAUGGACUCCGCUUCACUGUGCCGCCUCCUGCAACAGUGUUCACCUCUGCAAGUUGUUGGUCGAGUCAGGGGCCGCCAUCUUUGCCAGCACCAUCAGCGAUGUGGAGACUGCUGCAGAUAAGUGCGAGGAAAUGGAAGAGGGCUACAUCCAGUGUUCCCAGUUUCUAUAUGGUGUUCAGGAAAAGCUGGGUGUAAUGAACAAGGGCACCGUGUACGCUCUGUGGGAUUAUAAAGCUCAGAAUUCAGAUGAGUUGCCCUUCAGCGAGGGGGACGCCAUCACUAUUCUGAGACGACAGGACGACAGUGAAACGGAGUGGUGGUGGGCGCAACUCGAGGACAACGAGGGCUACGUGCCCCGCAACCUGCUGGGGCUGUAUCCGAGGAUCAAGCCUCGCCAGCGCUCCCUGGCAUAGUGUGUCACUCUGCUGGCCUCUGGCUUUCAGUCGAACUAGCAACAAAAUAAAGAGCAAAGAACAAAAGGAGCCUGGUGCUCGGUCUUCUCCCCAAUGGCCAUAACGUCCCCUCCUCUCCCGUGCCCUGCCCCUGUGCUUCUCACACAAAUCCUUUUCUCUCUGAAGCACUAAACUCUGAUACACAUAUUUACAUCUCCACACACACACACACACACACACACACAAGAAAACACAAGCACUCCAAAUGCGAAAAAAAACCUCUUGAACUAUACUCCAUUUUAACACCCCUCCCCUCCUUCUAACACACCUUUUAACCUCUUUCAGUGUCAUUGUCCUAAGUUUAUUUGACCCUUAUUAAGUGUGAGCUCUGUAUCAGACAUCAACUUGAAGAAUAAAACACUAACCCUUGACUCAGUAUUUCUUGCAGUGUUCACACUUCUUCCUAACGAGUUCUUUGUUGGCACUGGUUUUAAUAUCCCUUUAUGGUGACUGAUGAAAUCAUCUCAGAGGGUGAGAAGCUUCUUUUUCUCACUGAUAUGUUAUUACAGUUAUAGGACAUUACUUGUUUUUUUUUGUAGUACGCCUUUUUUAAUUCACUAAUGCAGGAAGUUGACGCUCUGUGUCUGAUUUUGCUUGUAGUCUUACCACCAAAGAGGAAUAGAGAUUUAACACUCCUAAUUCUAACACUCCCAGCGAGCUUGCACUACCGUGUAGCAUGGAGAGAAAGAUAAUCGAAAGAGCUGCGAUCAAAGAUGAUGAACAACUCCCGGGAACUGACCUUAAAAAAAAAAAAAAAAAAGUCCUUCUAGAUAUUUUCAUGACUUAGGGAGGACUAUUUCAGGUUGGUAGGAAGAUGGGAGACAUUUCCUCAGUAUUAUCUACACAGGCCAGUCAGAACAAAUCCAACAAAGGUCCAACUUUCAAAAGUCCACUACCAUCUUUUUAGUGAGGCCUCGGGCGAUAAAUCCGGUUCAUCAAACUGUUCUGAGAUUAUUUCGAGCACUCUUCAUUAUUCCUGAAAUGAACAGCGCUUAUGCUGCAGUCCAAAAGAUGCCGUCAUGGAAAUGGGUAACAAGCUGUACUUUUGCUUUACCAAAAAAAAAAAAAAAAAAAAAGCGUUGCCAAAUUCAGAUGGGGAUUGUGUUCUACAGAGAACUGCAGAAAGCUGCCAUUGGAAACGGUGAUGUGAGGUCAACAAAAAGAAAGAUCUCAGUUCUCGAUGGUGUGAUCAAUUUGUAUAUUUUCUUAUCGACUAACUCUCCUUUUCAACAUGUAUGAUAUAUUUUAAUUAUUCAAGGCAUUUAUAAUAACCAUACUUCAGAGGUGUAUUAUUUUUACUGAGGUCACUAUUCAAGUUUUUUUUCUUUCGUUUUAAUGAAUCUUGUGAACAAGACCUACAAGCAGUAUCUCUGAAUGAAAUGGUAAACUCAUACACGAGAGUUAAACAUUUGAAUUACUUUUUUUCCCCCCUGAUUGCUCCACAGUAGGUUUCUGGUCAACUUAUGUUGCAGUUUUUUUCCCCCCAGUGGCCGUAAAAUGGAAGCGAACACUGAAAUGCAGAAUCUCAGGACCAACAUGGUGCUGCUACACUCUCGAAACCAGUGAUCAUAUUUCUAUUUCUCCCUCUGUAUCGACAUCGCAUUCAUUUGGGAAUCGAACCAAGCAAAAACACGGCCCGGAACUUUCAAAAUAAAGCCAUCAGCAUGUUUAAAUGAAAGGUUGAAUUCUUGGGUUAGCUAAUCUGAAAUGCAAAUGUUUCAGAUUAGCUUCAGACAAUCUUGAAUAUGUCCCGUUCUUUUCCUUCAGGUAUGCCCCCACACCAGAAACACUGAUACAUGUGUUAUCUGUCACAUUGUUUAACAUUAGAGACCCUUCUCUUAUUCUGAACCUUGAGUGACUGAGUGUAAUGCCAAGUGUGCUUGUGGCCGGGCUUUAUCUUGGCUUCACCUGUACAUAGAGUGAGGAGAUAUGGAUUGUGUCUGUUUGCUGUACGGACAAGUGCGCUUUCUGUAUAAACGCUGUAUUCACACAUUCAAUUCUGUAAAUGUGAACAAUAAAACUGAGGCUCUGGCAUGAUGAA
Labrus mixtus (cuckoo wrasse) is the source of this 5963-nucleotide messenger RNA. It is a transcript of the gene ppp1r13bb, whose product is annotated as protein phosphatase 1, regulatory subunit 13Bb. The transcript has 19 exons. Bases 527 to 3883 code for a protein of 1118 amino acids. Gene Ontology annotation, molecular function: transcription factor binding; p53 binding. Gene Ontology annotation, cellular component: nucleus. Gene Ontology annotation, biological process: regulation of apoptotic process; apoptotic process; negative regulation of cell cycle. Lineage: Eukaryota; Metazoa; Chordata; Actinopteri; Labriformes; Labridae. The record is from RefSeq and is a predicted model, not a curated record.